Taeniopygia guttata (zebra finch) is the source of this 4884-nucleotide messenger RNA. Lineage: Eukaryota; Metazoa; Chordata; Aves; Passeriformes; Estrildidae. The record is from RefSeq and is a predicted model, not a curated record.
GAGGGAGGGCUUGGGGGGUUCCCGGAGGGGCCGAGGGAGGGCUCGGGGGGUUCCCGGAGGGGCCGAGGGAGGGCUCGGGGGGUUCCCGGAGGGCUCUGGGGACUCUGGAGGCAGUGGGGGAGGCCCUGGGGUAUCAGUGGAGAUCCCUGAAGGGGAUUGCGGGUCUGGGGCAGCUGAGAGAUGCCGGGGGGUUCUGGGGUCACUGGGGUGGGUGUGAGGGUCCCAGAGAGGUUUGGGGUGGAGAGAGGUUAGUGUGGUUCUGGGCGUCCAGGAGGUCGAGGGGGUCCCCAUGUGGUUUGGGAAGCCCUCGGGGUGGUUAAAGUGGCAGAGAGCUGGGAUCUCACUGACAGAGACCCCCCCCCCCCAAAUCUCUCCCAUGGACCCCCCAAAUCUCCCCUAAAAACUCCAAACCCUCCCAGGGACCCCCAAAAUCCCAACAGGACUCUCUCAGCUCCCCUUAGAUCUAUAAGCCUGUCCAAGGGAAUGAUACCAAAUGGAUGUCAAGUACACUUUCUAACACAAUGUCAAGCGUUAGAAAGCAGGUGUUUAUCUGCCCAGGACAUGCUGAAGGAUUUCUCCUUUAAUCUGAUGUGUGCGGUGAAACUUUACCACAGGGUAUGGUCCUGGAGGGACUGUGAACAGGUCUCUGGUGGUCAUAUUCCCAGAAUGUUUCCAUAUUGCAGGUUACCAUUCCUUGAACCUUUUUUCCUUGAGCAUGCACUGUUACUUGUUAUGUAACUUGACAAAAACUCCACUAUAUUCCUCAUUACCUAUUUGUCCAGUGGCUCUAUGCUUGUGAUCCUCUAAGCAUACCUUUACAUCCUUUCAGGUUUUUUGCCAGUUAGUCUUUAGGCUCCAUCCAGCGCCUUCAGGGCAGUUGAAAAUGCCUCUUCUCUGUGUCAUUUAUCAGGAGCCCCAAAACCCUCCCAGGGCCCCCCAUCUCCCCUUAGGGACCUUGUGGUUUGGGAGGUUCAGAGAGCUGAAGGGAUCCCUGCGUAGUUUUGGAGGAACCUCAUGGGGUUUUGGGGGUCCCUGGAUGGCUCUGGGGGUGAGGUCUUCUGUCUCUGGACAGUUUUGAGGAUGUCUGUGGGGUUCAGGGUUUCCCCAUUUUUCUGUCUUCAUUUUAAGACAAAAGCCCUUUCAUUUCCUGUUUGCCAUAGUCUGUCCUGGCUCCAGCUGGUUUUAUUCAGCUUUUUAGUCAUUUGGGCCAGAAUUUCCCAUUCCUUGGAAUUCCUUGCUGGGACUUGGGUCAUUAAUUUUGGGUAAAAGACAUUUGGACUUGGUCUGUCCUUCCCCUGGUGUCAUGGAGCCAGAGGGUACCAUGGGGACAGUGAUUCUGGGAGCGCUUGGGUAUUUUUUAUUUGGGUCUAGAAGGAGUGACUUUGGGACAAACACUCUGUGUCUGCAGGGAUCCAGGAAUUCAAGAGCCAAGGGGCCGCUGAGUGGGGGAGAGUGGGGAAGAGUGGAGAGGCUUCUUUCCCUGUUUAUAUCUGGCUUUCCUUAUUGUUUGGUGAUGAGCAGAAAUUGAGGAUUUUUUCUGCCGAAUUUUCAGAUUAUUUUUACCCUUUCCCUUCCCCAGUUUUAUGACUUUGCCUCGUUUUCCCCAAAAGUUUCAUAAUAUUAAUCCUUUUUCUUCCAAAAUUUAAGGUUUUAAACUCUUUGCUUCCCAAGUUUUAAAAUUUUUUGCCCAUUUCUCCCUAAAUCUCUGGAUUUUUCCAUUCUUGUUCACUUUUCUCCCAAAUUUCAGAUUUUUUUUUUCCCUCAUCGUGCCUAAAAUUUGGUGGGUUUUUUCUUCCCUUUUUUGAGGCCAGAUUGCACGUUUGGGAGGGUUUGUGUGGGACCAGGUGAGUGAAGUGUUUUCUGGAUGUUGAGCUCCAUUUUGAUCUGAAUUUGGGGGAUGUUGGGCCAUAAAAUACCCAUUUUGAUUGAAACUGGGAGGAGUUGGGGGGAAAUUCAUCCUUUCCAUGAAAUUUUAGUGUGGAUUUGGUGGAAAUGGGGUAUUGAGAUGGCAUCAAGGGCAGGGUUUGGUGGGAGGGCUGUGUCAGCAUUUUAACCCCAUUUUGACAUGAAUCUAGGUGAUUUUAGUUAAAAUUCAUCUAUAUUUGGUGUGACUCUGAUUUAGAUGGAGACUCUGAUGUGGCCUCAAGGUGGGAGGAGGAUGAGGGGGAGAGAUGUUUUAUCUCUGUUUAAUUCCAUUUUGACCAAAAGGGAGGGCAUUGGGGGAAAUAGUAUUUUGACCCAAAAUGGGAGAAUUUGGGAAGAAAAACCAUUUUGAUCCAAACCUGGGGAAUUUUGGACAAAAUUUUGAGUUUGGAAUGUUUCAGGUGGAUUUAGAGGCAGUGGAGGCCAAAAUAAGCCCCAAGAGAUUUUUGUGAGGUGAAAAAAAGGCAUUUUGGGGUAUUAAAAGACAUUUUGGGGUAAUUUGGGAGUUAAUUUGAGGCUUCUGGAGACACCCCAGGGUUCACAUGGAUUUUUCUCAUAAAAUUACAGUUUUUCUUGAUUUUUGGUGUUUUUCGCAGGGAUGGCACAAGGUGGGAUCCGGUGGCUGCUCCUUCCUUUCUGUGUGUGGUGGUGGCAGUGCAGGUGGUGUUUUUCUUCAGCAGGUCAACUUGUCAAGAUCCCUUCCUCCUUGUUGUCCCACCUGUCAGCGCCCGUUGCACUGCGUUCCACUUCAGCAGUGUGCCCAGCCAGGAUAACCAUGCCAUCCUCAUUGCACCCACCACUGCCACUGCCACCACCACCCUCAAUCAUCGUGGCAUGGCAGGCCAUUCCUAGCACAGAUUUCUCCUGGGCCAGCAUCACCCUGAGUGCAACAAUGCAGAGCGCUGAGAACUCACAGAUGCCCAUUGGGCUUCUGGUGUUUGGGUUCCAGAGUCACGCUGGAUAUGGCUUCCUGGAAAUCUGUGCUGCCAUCCCCACACUGCUCUCCUGUGAGGAUUUGGUAUGCAAGGAGAGGUGUGAGAUGGAUGGACAACCAGAGUGCCUCCAGGAGACUUUCUCCAUCUGUUGGCUUGCUGGCGGGCCACACUACUGCAGUUUUCAUGGAAAGACCUUUGAUUUCAUGGGAACAUGUGCCUACACCUUGACCACCAUCUGCGAUCCCGAUCCCACCCUUCCUGCCUUCUCUGUUGAGGUCAAAAAGAGGGCAAAUGGGAACUCCAAAGUUUCCUCCAUCACCAUCCAUGUCGACAAUGUCACUGUCACUGCUGUCCCAUCAGAGAACGGGAUGGUGAGGGUGAAUAAUCACCUCUCGCACCUCCCCAUCUCCUCCCAUGGGAAGCUCCACAUCCACCAGAAGGGUAAAUCCAUGUUGAUCCAAUCAAAUUUCAAGCUGAAAGUCCUCUACAAGUGGGAUGAUCAUGUAGUAAUCAAACUUCUGGCUGCUCUUUCUGGAAAAGUCUGCGGAAUGUGCAGGAACAACAGGGAACUCUGGGAUGAUGCACUCUGUCUUGAUGCUCUCGCUUACCUGCCCAACAGCACCCACAGCAUCUGUGGCCUCGCCUGCCUCCCUACCUGUAGCAUCCCCACUGUGUCAUCCAGCUGUUCCACUGUCAGCACCUGCGUGGACACCUAUGUGACCUUGAAGCCAACACCUGCACUGCCCCUCUGAAUGUGGCUGUGUCUUUCAAGGUCUCUUCUAUGGCCUUGGCGAGGAAUUUUGGGGUGACCUCACUUGCACCCAACGCUCUGUGUGUGACGCGGAGCGGCGGCAGGCAGUGUACCGGGAUUCUGGUUGUACCACUAAGGAGGAAUGCGGAGUGGAGGAGGGGAUCUAGGAUUGUUAUCCCAAAAUUUUUGGGGUCUGCACCACUGUUGGAGCCACCCACUAUGAGACCUUUCAUCAAAGGAGGUUUAUCUUCCAGGGGAUGUGUGUCUUACCUACUGGUUGGGUUGUGUGAGGACACCCAAAAUUUGGUGGGAUUCCAGGUGUUGAUGCAGAAUGGCCACCAAAGUGACAACCGCAUAUCGUCCGUUGCCGUGGUGACAGUCAAAGUCUACAACAAAACCAUCAGCAUCAGCAGGGAACAUUGUGGAAAAAUCAUGACUAAUAAGAGUUGUUUGCGGCGGUUUGGCAGAAGCUGCUGAGGCCACCGCCUUCCCAAGAGUGUCUACUCUAGGAAGGGAUAGCCCAGUGAGCACCAGACGUGAGCACCACCCAGUUCACGCCACCAGAUGCUCUCACCUGCCCCCUCUCAAGAGCCAUUACCAGCUGCAUGCCCGCACCGGUGAGCACACCUGCGCAGGUGUGUCACCCCCCUCCACCCUGCAGCGAGCGGUGCUUUGAGGGGUGUCAGUGCACCGAGGGGCUGCUGUUCAACGGGGCCUGCUGCGUCUUCCCAGGGAACUGUGGCUGCCUCCCCCAGGAAUGCUACUCCAGCUCAACAGCCCACCCCCUGCCUGCGGAGUUCCCAGGACCGUUGACCAUCACGGAGACGCACACGACCCUCCAGGUCAGCUGAAUCCCAGGAAUUCUGGUGGAGCUGUGCACUGAUGGGACGGUGACAAGUGACACAUGGGCCCUGGCCGAGGCCUGGCGGUGCCUGACAUCACCCAGUGAUGUGGAAAAUUGACAUUUCACCUGAGUGGCCGCGCCCUAUCACUGACGUCAUCCUCAAACAGCCUCAGAUCCGGAAAACCCGGAUUUUUGCCUGGACACAUGAAGGUCUCCCCCAUUGUCGUCCUUCUCCUCCUCAGCCAUGCAGAGGAGUGGGGACCCCUGAGGACAUCAGGGGCUCCUGUGGGACCCCUCGGUAGGGUCCUGUACCCCUUCGGACCAGGGGUGGGGGAUGAGGCCACCCACCAUGAGGACGACGGGACGAGCCCUGAGAUCUUCCUGCAGGAAAACUUCUCCUUCUUUGGGCGUGCCUAUCGCUCACUCUAUGU